UCGGUUACCAUCAAAUUUGGGCGGGGGAGGAAUUAAACCGGUCGUGAUUUCGAGAGCCACGGAGAGAUCUUGGCGAUGAGUUGCCGGAGAUUCUUCUCGAUCCCGGUUCUUUCGGUGAUUCUGGUGAUGGGUUUCGUGUACUACGUCACACUCUUCGUUUUCAUCAAUGACUGGGUUGGUUUACAAAGCUCAGCUGGGAAAUUAAACGCCUUCCUCUUCAGCUUCUUUGCAUCUCUGUGUCUCUUCUCGCUUUCAGUUUGCGUUCUUGUAGAUCCAGGUCGUGUUCCUGCAACUUAUUCUCCUGAUGUUGAGGAUUCUGGUUGGUCCAAUAGUAACGCUACAGAAACAAGGAAAUGUGAUAAGUGCUUUGCACAUAAGCCUCCCCGGACUCACCAUUGCCGAGUUUGCAGAAGAUGUGUCUUGAAGAUGGACCACCAUUGCCUUUGGAUCAAUAACUGUGUUGGUUAUGCAAACUACAAAGCUUUCUUCAUUCUUGUGUUUUAUGCAACAGUGGCUUCCAUUUACUCCACAGUGUUGCUGGUUUGCUGCGUAUUCAAGAAUGGAGAUUCCUAUGCAGGAAAUGUUCCACUCAAAACUUUCAUUGUUUCAUGUGGGAUCUUCAUGGUCGGACUGAGCAUAACACUUGGGACUCUCCUUUGUUGGCAUAUCUACCUCAUCGCACACAAUAUGACCACCAUCGAGCAUUAUGAUUCAAAGCGGGCCUUAUGGUUAGCUAAAAAAUCAGGACAAAGCUAUAGGCAUCAAUUCGAUGUUGGCGUUUACAAAAACAUCACCUCGGUGUUAGGCCAUAACAUGAUCAAAUGGCUAUGCCCCACGGUUAACAGGAAUCCAGAAGAUGGUAUUAGCUUCUCUGCAUCGAGAGAUAGCUAGCUAAAAAAUUCAGUCGCCAGUCUCCGGUGACAGUUUCAGCUCGGAUAUGGGUAGAAAAUGCCCAACAAUUCAAUCAAACACUUGUACAUUUCUUCUGAGCUCAGAAGCACAAAGCGAUCCUGUCUUUCAGUUUUUGCCUGAGACAGUAGAAAGGAAACAGAGCUAAACAAGGUUGACAUUUAUAAUGUAACAGUUUUGUAAGAUAAUGAAGUAUGGUUUUUGAUUUGAAGAUCAUCUAAA
This is a messenger RNA of Capsella rubella, 1131 nucleotides long. Its product is annotated as probable protein S-acyltransferase 15. The transcript is spliced from 7 exons. The record is from RefSeq and is a predicted model, not a curated record. Gene Ontology annotation, molecular function: palmitoyltransferase activity. NCBI's taxonomy places the organism in Eukaryota, Viridiplantae, Streptophyta, Magnoliopsida, Brassicales, Brassicaceae. Bases 76 to 891 code for a protein of 271 amino acids.